Molecule: messenger RNA, 1172 nt
Organism: Argiope bruennichi
Lineage: Eukaryota; Metazoa; Arthropoda; Arachnida; Araneae; Araneidae
Exons: 5
Coding region: 145-765 (206 amino acids)
Cellular component (GO): extracellular region
Molecular function (GO): chitin binding
Source: RefSeq, a predicted model, not a curated record
AAGACCAUGACCUUUGGUAAAAACCUCACAUCAACCGGUUCACUUUGCUUCCCCGACUGAGCUUUAAAACUUCACAUAAGUAUCUUAGAUGUAAUCACGAUUUUUCACUCCACUGAACAGAAUCAGAAAAAAAGAAAAAAGAAAAUGGUUUCUAUAUCGUGGAUCAUCUUCGCAAUUUCUUUCAUUUUGAGUGAUGCAACAGGCACUUUGCUGAGAACAAAGUUAAUAAGAACUAAGAGAUGGGAAGGCAAUGGAGAUACGAAUGGUGGAGGCGACCUGAGUAAUAUGUUUCGAGGAACUGCUGGAAUCGAUUAUCCAGACUUAAAAUCAAUUCCAAAUACCAAUUUCAAAUGCAGUGAUCAAGAAUAUGAAGGAGGUCUGUAUGCUGAUGUGGAGGCUCAAUGUCAGGUAUAUCAUGUGUGCCAUGAUGGCAGGAAAGACAGUUUUUUAUGUGGCCCAGGCACGAUUUUCAACCAACAAAUUUUGGCAUGUGAUUACUGGUACAGCACAGAGUGCGAGACGGCACCCUUUUAUUACUAUUUAAAUGCCCAAAUUGGAAGUUCAGAUACAUCCUGGGUACCACCUCAAGGAAAUCCUCAGUACAAUAACCAAGGAAGUAACUAUCAGCUAUAUAAUCCAAAUGCAGCAAAUAAUGGAAAUCCACAAUCUGGUGAUACAGGAUCUGGUCCAACUGAAAAUGGGCAGAAACCUUGUUGUUGUUUGAAAAAUAAUUAUGUUGCCCCCUGGAAUUUUCCUUCCCAUUAGUAAAAUCACAUUUUCAUGUAAAAAUAAAUUGUCCAAUGGCAAGACUUUUCUAUAAAUUUAUAUUUAUAGUUGAGAUUAAUACAGAUCUGUUAGUUUACGGUACUGAAGAUCAAUGAAUGGCAUGUUUCCUAAAUAAAAUUCUUAAAAAAGGAUAUGUCUCUAAUGUAAUAGAUGAAAUAUAAUUUCUGAAAUGAGAAAAUGUUCUUUCAUUAUUUUUAAAAAAUUUUAUAAUAAACUAAGCAUAGUAGAAAGUUAAUAUUCAUCAUGUUAAGCUGGCCAGGAACCCCUAAUUAAAAAGGGCGUUUCCCCCUUUUAUUAAUUUUUAAUUUUAUUGAAAUACAUACACAUUAAAAUGCUCACACUUUGAAAUAAAUGUUGAAAAUUUACAAUAAAAAAAAUCAAUUUUU